Molecule: messenger RNA, 468 nt
Organism: Dibothriocephalus latus
Lineage: Eukaryota; Metazoa; Platyhelminthes; Cestoda; Diphyllobothriidea; Diphyllobothriidae
Source: the annotation of a GenBank genome assembly
AUGAGGGUCUAUGUUGAGUGCUUUGGUCUGACUUCUUAUGGUGAGCUGGAAAAUCAAAUGCCUCCCCUGUUUUACACGGACCAUCUUUUCCCCGUUCCUCUGCCACAGUUCGCUGUUGCCGACGUUGCGUUUCUUUGCCCCUUUUCAUCACUAUUCAUUAUCCCCCUCUUUAUUCGUGCUCUAUCCAUCCACGUCCGACAGAAACUUUCUGUAUUCGUACUUUACUCUUUGCUGACCUCUUUUGUGCCCUCCCUAUCUCCUCCUCCGUCUUCCAUUCGCGUAAUUCUCUUAGUUCACUCUUCGAGUCUCUCCGUUGUCAUCCUAGAUUUGGAGUUUGCCAAUCUUGAGCUAUUUUUUGAUCUCUUUUCCCUUCGCCUACAGUUCUCCAUGUCUGGCCCUUUGGCCUUGGAUUUGAGUUCUGCGCAAGCACUUCGAUGCCUGACUAUAUGUGGGCCUAUAUCAAAGUAG